AUGUUUCUUACGAGAUUUUUCGGGAGGAGAUUCUUGACGGCUGCAUCAACGAGAUCAGAGUUCGCUACUGCAGCAGCUGCUUCGACGAUUCGGACAGCUAAAAAUCCUCUUGAAGAGUUCUUUGAGUUCGAUAGAAGCCAUGACGAAGAUAAACCUGUUGUCUACGGUCGAGGUUGGAAAGCUUCAGAAUUACGCCUUAAGUCGUGGGACGAUCUUCAGAAGCUGUGGUAUGUUCUUCUGAAAGAAAAAAACAUGUUGAUGACUCAGCGUCAAAUGCUUCAAGCCCAGAACAUGCAGUUUCCAAACCCUGAACGCAUUCCAAAGGUGAGGAGAUCAAUGUGCCGCAUAAAGCARGUSCUGACAGAGAGAGCYAUUGAWGAACCGYAUCCWAGAAGAUCAGRUGAGAUGAAGAGAAUGGUUUUGGUCGAGAAAAUGGGAUUUCUCGAAGGAUCAAAUAAAGCUUCGUCUUUGGCUGACAACGAUGUUUUACGUUGUUGUCGGCUAUGGAGUGAACUAGAACAACGAAUUGCCACUCUUGAGUUCGACCGUGACCGGAAAUCAAUGGGAGUUAUGGUGGAUUCCAGCUCAGGAAAGAAACUGCUACUGGUUAAGUUAAGAAAACUUUUGUCCCCUCUUUUUUCAGCACCUCAAAGACCUAUACUGGAAAGGAGUACUCGUAUUCAGUUACUUGAUGGCUCCACUCAAGAACUUGACCAAUACUCAAGGGAUCUUAUUUUACAAAGCCUACGUGAUAUGUCCUUGAGUGCAUUAAGAUGUCUCGGAUUUGCAUACUCAGAUGRUCCAUCAGAUUUUGCCACUUAUGAUGGCAAUGAAGACCAUCCUGCUCACCAGCAACUUCUCAACCCAUCCAAUUAUUCUUCUAUUGAGUCCAAUCUAGUAUUCGUUGGAUUUGUUGGUUUAAGGGAUCCUCCGAGGAAAGAGGUGCGUCAAGCCAUUGCAGACUGCAGAACAGCUGGUAUCCGGGUCGUGGUUAUUACUGGAGACAACAAAAGCACAGCGGAAGCGAUCUGCCGUGAAAUUGGCGUAUUUGAAGCAGYUGAAGAUAUCUCUUCAAGAAGCUUGACAGGAAACGAAUUUAUGAAUGUUCAAGAUCAGAAGAAUCAUCUAAGACAAACUGGAGGGCUCUUGUUCUCAAGGGCUGAACCAAAGCACAAACAAGAGAUUGUUAGGUUACUGAAAGGAGAUGGAGAAGUGGUUGCUAUGACUAGAGAUGGAGUUAAUGUUGCUCCUGCACUGAAGGAGAUGGAGAAGUGGUUGCUAUGA
Molecule: messenger RNA, 1284 nt
Organism: Arabis nemorensis
Lineage: Eukaryota; Viridiplantae; Streptophyta; Magnoliopsida; Brassicales; Brassicaceae
Source: the annotation of a GenBank genome assembly